Molecule: messenger RNA, 432 nt
Organism: Fonsecaea erecta
Lineage: Eukaryota; Fungi; Ascomycota; Eurotiomycetes; Chaetothyriales; Herpotrichiellaceae
Exons: 3
Coding region: 1-432 (143 amino acids)
Molecular function (GO): carbon-sulfur lyase activity
Source: RefSeq, a predicted model, not a curated record
AUGACGCACACCAUCCCGGGCGGCUGCUACUGCGGCGCGAUCCGGUACGAAAUCACCCUGGCCGACCCGGCGAACGAGGCGCGCACGUCGCUGUGCCACUGCGGCAACUGCAAGAAGUUCACGGGCGGCAGCUUCGGCAUCACCAGCAAGAUCCCGCGGGACAGUUACCGCGUCACGCAGGGCCGGGACGCCGUCCAGGUCCACGAGGCUGACAACGGCGCCGGGACGGUCUUGCACCGCGAGUUUUGCAAAGUGUGUGGCAGCGGGUUGUUGGAGUACGGUGCCAACGCCGGCGACUUCGUCUACGUCUUCUACGGCACGCUCGACCACCCGACCGACCUGCCGCCCAAGGGCGAGUUCUUCACCAGCCGGCGGGAUCCGUGGAUGCCCGAGGUCCCUGGGUUGUUCCAGAAGAAGAAAAUCAAGGAGUAG